Anopheles cruzii is the source of this 5490-nucleotide messenger RNA. RefSeq lists its product as uncharacterized. Gene Ontology annotation, biological process: DNA integration. The transcript has a single exon. Gene Ontology annotation, molecular function: nucleic acid binding. Lineage: Eukaryota; Metazoa; Arthropoda; Insecta; Diptera; Culicidae. Bases 1 to 5490 code for a protein of 1829 amino acids. The record is from RefSeq and is a predicted model, not a curated record.
AUGAACCAGCAACCAGAGGAAGCGAGGCCUGCUGAGGCGCCGACGCGCAUCACUGGGAAUCCGCUCGCGAACUCAACGACCGCCCUUUUUGCUUCGCCCGAUCGGGCUGAACCCCCUGCAGCCGGAAGGACGGAAUCCGCGCCGAACCACGCGAUCGACCGACUCGCGAACCUAAUCGGUGAAAUGUCCUCGAAGUUCACCGAUUUCAGUGAACGGCUGCUGGCAAUCGAACGGCUCAACGACCCGAGGCAGCUUGGCGCCGGCGACCCGAUACAGCAUGGCGCCCAUGAACCACAUGGCACACGCCAACCGAUGCAGCAUGGCGGCGCAGAACGAGAGCAGCAUGGCGACCGCGCACCAGGGCAGAAUGGCUUCACCCAGCACAUGGGAAAUGGUGGAGGCCAUGUACCCACAUCAAUGCACCACGCGACACCCAUAAUGCCGGCACAAACGCCAGUGGCCUUCACGGAACCCCGACCAGCGAUGUACCAACAUAUUCCGAACCCGUCGGGGGUUUAUCAGCAGGCACACGAUCCGAGACACGUGUCUUACCAGCAUGCAUGGCCCCAAGCCUCGCUGAACCAGAGCCAGAUUUCAGCGAGGCAAGGAGUGCCUAAGGACUUGCCACCGUUCUCUGGCAUGGCUGAAGAAUGGCCGAUAUUUAUCGCGAGUUUCGAAAACUCAACGGCGAUAUGUGGCUACAGUGCGGAGGAGAACCUACUCCGACUACAGAAGGCCCUAAGAGGCAAGGCUCUAGAGGCGGUGAGAUACCGCCUGCUGCACCCCUCUAACUUGGAUGGAGCCAUCGCCACGCUGAGGACCUUGUUCGGCAGGCCAGAAGUGAUCGUGCACAACAUGGUUAGUAAAAUUCGUCGGCUGCCGCCCCCUAGUGAGCAACGCAUUGAAACACUCAUCGACUUCGGAGUGGCAGUGCAGAACAUGUGCGCGACGAUCCAGGCCGCCGGCCUCGAUGAUUACAUGUGCAACGUGGCCUUGUUGCAGGAACUGGUGGACAAGCUCCCACCUACCAUCAAACUAAAAUGGGCGUUCCAUAAGCAAGCCCUGCAGCGGGUCACACUAGCCGACUUCGGCAUUUGGAUGGAGAUCAUCGUCUCAGCAGUGAGCUCGGUGACGCUACCGACGGAAGAAACGCCGCACGACAAGAGGAGAAACAAUGGCAGCAAGCAGCGGACAACCAGCCAAUAUAUUAACACACACGUAGCCCAUGACCUUCCACCGGCCGGCGACGGAUGUGUAAUCUGCAAGGGCAGAGACUGUGUGUUGCCAAAUUGCAAGCAGUUCCAGGAUAUGAGCGUCGGUGAACGGUGGACUGCCGUCAAAAGGAACCGGUUAUGCCGAACGUGUCUGGUGAACCAUGCGGGUCAACAGUGCUCCCAGACAUUGUGUGGGAUAAACGGGUGCUCAUAUGCGCACCACCGAUACCUGCACCAGGACAAGAAGCUGGGGCCGACCCCUGCCUCUACCUCAAACCCCACACCCACAUCUACAUGUAACGUACAUCAACUAGACAACAAAGAAAUAUUAUUCCGAUACGUACCGGUCGUGAUAACGGCGAACGGCAGGCGUGUUGAAACAUACGCGUUCCUUGAUGAUGGUUCAUCUUCAACAUUCAUUGACAGGAAACUCGCAACAGAACUUGGAGUGGAAGGCAGGCCGCGGCCCAUAUGUUUGAAAUGGACGGAUAACCAGAGCCGAGAGGAAACGGACUCGCUACAACUUUCGCUGCGCAUAUCUGGAGUCGGGCCAACAGCGCAGCAGUAUACGCUCCAGAAGGUUCACACACUAUCGAACCUGGAGCUUCCUACCCAGUCGGUUGCGGUAGAAGAGUUGGCGAAUCAAUAUGCGUACCUACGUGGUCACCAGAUACCCUCCUACCAAAACGUUAGUCCGAAAUUGUUGAUCGGGAUGGACAAUUGCCACCUCGGCUACCCGAUCGACUGCGUCGAAGGGGGCACGGGAGAACCGGCCGCCAUCAAGACAAGGCUCGGUUGGAUUUUACACGGACCAUGCCCGGGAAGGAGCCGCGAGCCAGUACCGACAUAUCACGCGCUCCACAUAUGUGAAUGUCGGAAAGGAGACGCCGAACUUGGUGAAACCCUCAACCGCUACCUGGCGAUAGAGUCGCUCGGAGUAGCGCCAAAGGAUAGCGUGUUACACUCGAAGGACGAAGAACGCGCCCUUCAACUGUUGGUGAAGGAAACACGGUUAGUGGGGAACCACUAUGAGACUGGCCUGCUGUGGCGACACGACGACGUUCGCCUCCCGUGCAACCGCGCCAUGGCACUACGUCGCGACACGUGCCUUCGGAGGAGGAUGGUAAAAGAUCCGACCUUGGCAGCCUCCAUACGAACCACAAUGGAAGCGCAUGAAGCCAAAGGAUACAUUCGCCGCCUCACUGAAAAGGAAGUAAAUGCUAAGGGGCCUCGGGACUGGUAUCUACCGAUAUUCCCAGUAAUUAACCCGAACAAGCCCGACAAGAUACGAAUAGUAUUCGAUGCGGCAGCGGAGGUCAACGGCGUGAGCUUAAACAAAUGUCUAUUAACGGGUCCCGACCAACUAUCAUCAUUACCAUCAGUACUACAUAGAUUCAGAGAGCACGGCAUAGCCGUAGUGGGCGACAUCAGGGAGAUGUUUUUCCAAGUAAAAAUGAAAGCAGAGGACCAACGGUCUCAAUUAUUCUACUGGUGUGGAAAUGAAAAUGACACGAAGGCGGCGUCGGACGUCUACGCACUAACAGUCAUGACAUUCGGCGCAGCAUGUUCGCCGAGUGCUGCACAAUUCGUCAAAAACAUAAACGCCGAACGGUUUGUUGAAAAAUAUCCGAAAGCAGUAGAUUGCAUAAAGACGCUACAUUACGUCGAUGAUAUGUUGGCAAGUGUCGACACCGAGGACGAAGCCAUCAAACUCUGCGAAGAAGUAAGAUACAUUCACGCACAAGGUGGAUUCGAAAUCACGAACUGGCUAUCAAACUCAGAACGAGUGCUAUGCAGUCUCCAACAGCAGGAGAAACAACCACCACUGCCAAAAGAGACGAGCCAAGUUCACAAUCUGUGCCCGACCCCUAGCACAGCAAAGGUCCUAGGCAUGUGGUGGGACAUGAAGGCGGACGUGUUUACAUACCGGCGAUCGAUAAAACACGAGGAAGAACUGCUAUCGUGUAGGAGACCUCCCACUAAGCGCGACGUAUUGCGAACGCUGAUGGCCGUAUACGACCCACUGGGCCUCAUUGGACACUACCUCAUGUACCUAAAAGUAGUCUUACAAGAGAUAUGGCGUGCCAAAAUCGACUGGGAUGAGGAACUCAGCAGCGACUUAAUUGUAAAGUGGAAGGCCUGGGUUGAGCUGCUGCCCGACUUGCAGCGUGUUAGCGUACCCAGAUGCUACGACAGCACCCGUUAUCGGGAAAACUCGAUCGUGCAAUUGCAUGUAUUCUGCGAUGCAAGCGAAUGCGGUAUGGCAGCCGUGGCCUAUUUCCGCAUUGUGAAAGACAGCUCCAUAAAAUGUGCCCUAAUAGGGUCAAAGACACGGGUGGCACCGACGUCAUUUGUAUCGAUACCACGAUUAGAACUACAGGCGGCCGUGAUUGGGGCACGAUUCGCCUCCAACAUCGCCCAAUCACACGAAAUCCCCAUAGUUGAACGAUUCUUCUGGACCGAUUCGCGGAACGUCAUCAGUUGGCUCAAAUCGGACCAUCGCCGAUACAGCCAGUUCGUGGCCUUCCGUGUGAGCGAGAUACUGGAGACAACCAAGGCAAAUAAUUGGAAUUGGAUCUCCACGAAACUCAACAUCGCCGACGACGCCACCAAAUGGACCACCACGCCAAGGCUCGACCCAGGAAGCCGUUGGUUCCAGGGCCCCGAUUUUCUCUGGGCAACAAUGGAUCAGUGGCCAAACCGAACUUUCGAGGGCAGUGACACCCAAGAAGAACUACGUCCGAAUUUGUUACAUCACCAUAUUCAAGAUCGAUUCCUGGAAUUUGAACGGUUCUCCAAGUGGCGACGUCUCGUUCGAGCAAUUGGUUAUGUGCUACGAUUCACCGGGAAUGCGCGCUGUAUUAAGAAGAGCUCCCGAUGCAGCGGUCCGCUCACAGAAGAUGAGCUUGGCCGUGCCGAGCGAAUCAUCAUUAGAGUAGCACAACAAGAAACCUUCGCGGAAGAGAUCAGGGCACUUAAGGGGCCCAUCCAGAAACAUCCGUACAAGCCAGUGUUAAGAAAAAAAAGUUCACUGUACAAAGUGUCACCCGAACUUGACGAAAACAGUGUCCUCCGUGUCAGUGGGAGGCUUGCGAACUGUCCAUGGAUCGACGAAGCAACAAAGAAGCCGAUAAUCCUGCCUAGACGGCACCUAGUAACUGACCUAAUUAUCAACUACACGCACAGGCGCUACCACCACCAUGGACAUCAGACGGCGAUUAACGCACUACGGUCACAUUACCACAUUCCUAGGUUGAGAGUCGAAUUCAACCGUGUGCGCAAACAAUGCCAACGAUGUAAAAACCGUGAUGCGCGACCUGUAAACCCCUUGAUGGGCAACCUUCCCAAAGAGCGACUUGCUGCCUUCCGACCGGCUUUCUGCUAUUCGGGUCUCGACUAUUUCGGACCGAUGACUGUAGCAGUUGGGAGACGAGUGGAGAAAAGGUGGGGAGCGCUGUUUAUGUGUCUCACCACAAGAGCUAUCCACGUCGAACUGGUUCACUCACUAAAUACAUCAUCCUGCAUCCUGGCGAUCCGUCGAUUCAUCGCCAGACGAGGGAAGCCACUCGAGAUUAUCAGCGACUGUGGCACAAAUUUCAUCGGAGCAUCACGCGAGCUAAAAGAAGCAUGGAAACAGGUUGAUAGCAGCCGACUGAUAGAAGAGACGACGACGAAUCUCCGGUGGGUUUUUAAUCCGCCUGGUGCGCCACACUUCGGGGGGUCCUGGGAGCGAUUGAUCGGCUCGGUGAAAAAGGGACUGCGUGAGAUGCGGCUCCCGCGACUACCAACCGACGAGAUUCUACAAUCGACAUUAGCAGAGGUGGAGUUCUCCGUUAAUUCGCGACCACUGACGGACGUCCCGAUCGACGUCGAGUCCGAGCCCCCGCUGACGCCCAACCAUUUCUUACUCGGAACCUUCAACGGGGACAAGCCACAGCUCCCGUUCGAUGACCAUCCCGCAACCGUGAAAACGUCUUGGCUGACGUCGCAGAAGUUGGCAGACAUCUUCUGGAAGAAAUGGAUUCGGGAGUACCUUCCAACGCUCACCAGGAGGAGUAAGUGGGUAAACAAAACACGACCAAUAGCAGUAGGCGAUGUAGUCGUCAUCGCGGACGAGAACUCACCGCGAAACUAUUGGCCAAGAGGAAUAGUAGUGAACGUAGUGCAGGCCAAAGACGGACAGGUCCGACGCGUCAUGAUCCAAUCAGCGGGUGGACAGGUAUACGAGCGUCCAGCAACCAAGGUCGCAGUAUUAGAUGUAAAAACUAGGACCUAA